Messenger RNA from Cornus florida, 1529 nucleotides. Its product is annotated as F-box protein SKP2B-like. Bases 192 to 1295 code for a protein of 367 amino acids. The record is from RefSeq and is a predicted model, not a curated record. The transcript is spliced from 5 exons. Lineage: Eukaryota; Viridiplantae; Streptophyta; Magnoliopsida; Cornales; Cornaceae. Gene Ontology annotation, cellular component: SCF ubiquitin ligase complex. Gene Ontology annotation, molecular function: protein binding. Gene Ontology annotation, biological process: SCF-dependent proteasomal ubiquitin-dependent protein catabolic process.
CGAAAACCCCAAUUCGCUCUUAGACGACGCAUAGACUUAUACACACACACAUAUUCAAUAGUACAAAUGCGUUUAUAUAUAUCUGUUAUAUAUAUAUAUAAAUAUGUAUAUGUAGUUGUGACUGGUGUGUGCUUAUCAGAGAUAUUCGUCUGAUAAUCGACUGAAACGAGGGCAGGGCGGUGAAGGGUUAAAUGGUAGGUAAAGCUGAGGAUUUGGACUUGUGCUUCGGGAAGAUGAUGGUGUUCGGCGGCGAUGGUGUUGGCGGAGGAAUGAUGCGAGGUGUUGGGGUGAUCACUGAGUGGAAGGAUAUUCCUAUGGAGCUUUUGUUGCGAAUUGUUUCUCUUGUCGACGAUCGUACUGCAAUUGUUGCUUCAGGGGUCUGUAGUGGUUGGAGAGAUGCUAUCUGCUUGGGGCUUACCCAUCUGUCACUCUCGUGGUCCAAGAACAACAUGAAUAACUUGGUUCUAUCUCUUGCUCCCAAAUUCACAAAACUACAAGUUCUAAUACUGCGACAAGAUAAACAACAACUAGAGGAUAGUGCUGUUGAGACUAUUGCAAAAUGCUGUCAUGACCUGCAGGACCUGGAUCUGAGCAAGAGCUUUAAGCUCAGUGAUCGCUCCCUAUAUGCUUUAGCUCGCGGUUGUCCGAAUCUUAUUAAACUCAACAUCAGUGGUUGUUCGGCCUUCAGUGACGCUGCUCUUGGAUAUCUGAGUGGUUUUUGCAGAAAAUUAAAAAUUUUAAAUCUUUGUGGAUGUGUAAAAGCUGCAUCUGAUAGAGCAUUAAAGGCUAUUGGGUAUAACUGUGGCCAGUUGCAGUCUUUGAAUCUGGGAUGGUGUGAGAAUGUUGGUGAUGUAGGAGUUAUGAGUUUAGCAUAUGGAUGCCCUGAUCUAAGAGCCCUCGACUUGUGUGGCUGUGUCCUUAUUACAGAUGAGAGUGUAAUUGCUUUGGCAAAUAAUUGCCUUCAUCUGCGAUCCCUUGGCCUCUACUAUUGCCAGAAUAUCACAGACAGAGCGAUAUACUCAUUGGCUCACAGACGAUUGAAUAACAAGAACAUGUGGAAGUCUGUGAAAAAUAGGCACGAGGAAGAAGGGCUUAUAAAUCUGAAUAUCAGCCAGUGCACAGCCCUUACCCCUCCGGCUGUUCAGGCAUUAUGCGACUCAUUUCCUGCACUUCACACCUGCCCAGGAAGGCAUUCCCUCAUUAUAAGUGGCUGUUUGAACUUAACAUCAGUGCAUUGUGCUUGCGCUUUUCAAGCACACCGUACAGCCAGCGCAUUUCCUCAUCCUGCUCAUUAGAGAUAGUUUGAGGUAAAAAUUUCAUGUCUCAGUUUAUUGGCCCGAGAAAGAAAAAAAAACUGAGGCCAUGUACAUAUUGUUGUUUUGAACACAAAGGACUCUGUUUGGCUUUAUGUGGUAGCCUUUUUGCUGCUGGAACCCGUAUGUUUGCUAUCUAUUCGGAUUUUGUAUAAUGACAUAUCGUGGUUGUUUUCGCCUUUCAGUAUGUGGCAAUAAGAAGGGGGGUGAUGUGUA